AUUGGAGCAAGAUUCGUAUCCAGCAAUUUGCUAAAAUACAAAGCAAGAAACAAUUAAAAAAGAGGUGGCAAUAGACAUACUAAUUCAAGUCCGUGAGUUCAUCAUUUUCACUAAUUGGAAUCAACACGUUUAGAUCAGAGUGGUGUGAUAGAGAAAUAUGGCGACAAUCUUGAGGAAUUCUUGCAUUUACAUGUGUGUUUGUCUCUUAUUCUCAUGCCUGAACGACACUGCCGAUUGUUUGAACAGCACCAGCGGCCAUGGGUGGAGAAUUGACGAUGAAGCAGAAUUUCUAAUGGGUGGGUCGGAGAUUAGCAGAAGGGUUUUAGGGGGGAAACCACCCGUGGUUUCCUACGAAUCUAUGAAGCAGAAUAAGCGAUACUGCGACGCUGAAGUUUAUAGCAGUUGCUUCCCUACUACCAACAAGCUCUACAAACGACCUUGUGACUUCAAGAAUCUCUGCGAUCGGGAUGCUUGAUCAAGUUUCGUUUUCUUUUCUUGCUUUUGUGUGUAACUUUAAACUACUUGGGAUCAGUCUAACAUUUCCGGUUGUGUUUGUUUGGAGCAGCUGUUGUUAUUGUCGGAAGGAGAAAUGUUAAGUGAUGUGAUGGAGAGUCUUCUCACUGUUGGUUCAAUUCUUUUAUCUCGUUAUUACAUGAACAAUGAGUUAUUUAAAAUGAAUAAUAUAAAGAUAACAUACCCAUAUAUAUAUAAUUGCAUUGACUUGUUCUACUGCAAAGACUUGCAAGUCUUCUUUCUCAAGCUUUAAUCUUUUCAUUUCUGGCCUCUUCCUUCAUAUAGAGUUUGAUUGCAGAGAGCUCUGUUCAGCAGCCUGAGCUGAAACCUCUUCUAUUCCCCCAUUAAAAAUGCUGCUCACCUACUCUCUUUACCUUCUCCUUCUCCUCCACAUCUUUCCAAGAAUCCCAACCACCUCUGCCGCCACGCCUGCAUACACGGCCACCGAUCUCAUCCUCCUCAACUGCGGCUCACUAUCAAACUUGAACGAUACCAGCAGUCGGAGCUGGGACAGCGACGAGCGUUCAAGCUACGCUCCACCAAACGCCGCCAGCAUAUCUUUGAGCUCCAUGGCUUCCACUAUGGCCCCCUCCGUUUUCCAAGUCCCUUAUCAAACGGCCCGUGUUUUUCGUUCCUCGUUCACCUACGCUUUCCCCGUCCUAACAGGCGCGAAAUUCCUUCGCCUUUACUUCUACCCCGACACCUACUCCGGCUUCAACACUUCUCAAUCUUUCUUCUCGGUCACUGCCAAUGGCUUCACUUUGUUAAGCAACUUCAGUGCUUUUCUGAACUCCCCGUCGCCUUCAAGACCUUCCUUUAUGAAAGAAUUUGUCGUCAAUGUUCAAGAAAAACAGAGGCUGGAUGUGACCUUCUCCCCGAAUCAGAACUCUUUUGCCUUUGUCAAUGGGAUUGAAAUUGUUUCACUUCCAGAUAAACUCUAUUUCCGGGGAAACGAUGUGCCCAUCAAAUUUGUGGACCAGCUGUUUUAUCUCAAGGACGAUACCGCUCUGGAGAAUCUUUACCGGCUAAACGUGGGCGGCGGUGCCGAUGUUGCAAUUGAAGACGACAGCGGGCCUACCCGCGGCAUGUUUCGGGCCUGGUCCCAAGAUGAUGACCUUAUAUUUGGGGAGAAUCAUGGUUGGACCCCUCAUCUUGAGGACUCCCAGAUCAACUACACUAACCAGACUCCGCCUUACAGUGCACCGGAAAUAGUAUACACAACAGCCAGAGCGAUGGCGAACACAAGCAUAAGUCUGGAGUGGGCAUUUCCCGUUGAUUCCGGGUUUUACUAUCUGCUCAGAUUCCAUUUCUGCGAGUUUCAGCGGGAAAUAACGGAGCAAAACCGAAGGGUUUUCACAAUUGCUGUCAAUAACCAGACGCAGGAAACUCGAGCAGACGUCAUUUCCUGGUCCGGUGGCCGUGGAAUUCCCAUCUUCAGAGACUACAUAACAUGGGUUCCUGACGACGGCCACCGUGGGAAGAAAAACCUACGGCUUUCUUUGUUCCCUAACAUGGAGGGACUGCCAAUGUAUUCAAGCGCUCUGUUAAAUGGUUUAGAGAUUUUCAAACUCAGCGACAUUGGCCGGAGUCUUGCAGCUUCCAACCCUGGAUCUAAGACGACUUCUUCCUCGCCUGCAGCAGUGGUGAAUCCACCACUGGAGAAGAAGGGGAAAGGAGGAUCAUCGGUUGUUUACGCUGUUAUAGGGAGCAUCGUGGGCAUUCUUUCCUUAGUUGCAGCCUUGAGUUUCUUGAUUUUCAGGAGGCAGCGAAAAAUGAAGGACUCUGGAACUACGAGUGCUACCAAGACACCAUGGGUGCCCUUCUCGACCACAUCAAGGUCCACCACCAGGACCAAUGGAUCGGGUUCAUCACUUCCGUCCGACUUAUGCAGACAUUUCUUGCUGAGGGAGAUCAAAAUUGCUACAGAUAACUUUCAUGAGAAAUUUCUGAUUGGCAGGGGAGGAUUUGGCAAUGUCUACAAAGGGUACAUCGACGAUGGAGCCACUGCCGUGGCAAUUAAAAGAUUAAACCCGUCGUCAAAUCAAGGAGCACGCGAAUUCCUGACAGAAAUCGAGAUGUUGUCCAAGCUAAGGCACCAUCACUUAGUGUCUUUAAUUGGCUAUUGCGAUGAGAAUGGAGAGAUGAUCUUAGUCUAUGAUUACAUGGCGAAUGGCACUUUACGUGAGCAUCUCUACAAUUCACAGAAUUCUCCACUAUCAUGGAAGAAAAGACUGCAGAUUUGCAUUGACGCUGCCGAAGGACUGCACUACCUUCACACUGGCGCUAAGCAUGCCAUCAUUCACCGUGAUAUCAAGUCCACUAACAUCUUACUAGAUGAGAAAUGGGUGGCCAAAAUGUCCGAUUUCGGCCUGUCAAAAGUAGGGCCAACAGGUGGCGCGCAGACCCAUGUUAGCACUGUGGUGAAAGGCAGCUUUGGCUACAUGGAUCCUGAGUACUACAGGCGACAACAGUUGACGGACAAGUCCGAUGUCUAUUCCUUUGCCAUAGUAUUGUUGGAAGUUUUAUGCGCAAGGCCUGCCAUAAUUCCAAGCCUCCCAAAGGAGCAAGUGAACUUGGCGGAGUGGGCUAAAUUUUGUUAUAGGAAAGGGACAUUUGAGCAAAUUAUUGAUUCCAAUCUCAAGGAUCAAAUUGCACCCGAGUGUUUGAAGAAAUUCGUGGAAACGGCCAUCCACUGCAUUAGCGACAAGGGAAUUGAUAGGCCAGCAAUGAGUGAUGUCCUUUGGAUGCUCGAGUUUGCAAUGCAGCAGCAAGAGGGGACGGACUGUAGAGGUAGCAACAAGGUGGAAGGUGGUGACAGCUUCUUUGCAGCAAGUCCAUCAUUGCCAUUGCUCGCAGUUGGAGAACCAGACAAAACGGAUGAGGAAAUGCUUUGGGGGAGUAGUGAAGCUGCUCUGUCUGGAUCAAAGAGCAGCGGUUUAUCAACCCCCAGCAGUGAAAAGUUGAAGUCUGGGGAUAUUUUCUCUGAAAUCAUGAACCCCUUAGGACGUUGAGAUGUUGAUCGAAUUUCAUAUCCACUACCUACUAUCGGUUGUGUUUCUUCUCUUGGGUAAUUGUCAGGCAGUAACAUUUUUAUAAGUUAGUUCCUGGCACGGCGCGGACUUGGGAUUUAAAGUUUUCAUCAUUGACACGAAGGUCCAAGGUGGCUGGCUGAAAGCUAUAGUCAAUCCACCCAAUUUUUGAGCUGUCGUUUGUUGUAGAAAUCAAGUGAUCCAUGACUGGUGUAUAAGUUUCAUAUUUUCUAGUACUGAUAUCAACUUAGCCAAAUGCAGCCAAAAGAGAUGGAGCCCUGAAUUCGGGAAAAUCUGACACAAAGACAAUCUAGUACUAUUAAGAGAAGAAAAUUAUACAGGCAAGAAUUUGAAGAAUUCCACUCCAAGAAUCUCUUUAAGCAGGUAGCAACAGGAACUCGAAUAGAAUAAUUUGCUGACGGCUUUAUGUCCUUAUCAGAGAAACCCAAGUCUAGUAAAUUGAGAAGACUAUAUACUAAUAUUACAAAUCAAUCAAUAAAUUACUGGAGAAGAUUAGAUAAUCAAUUCAAUAAGAUAUUAAACUUCCCAUUGAGUAGAGACUAUUAAAUCACCCGAAUUAUGAAUAAUAUGUGAUUGUAACUUAAAUAUUCCGCUUCCUGGAGGUGCUUGUGCUCCCUCACUUGUCAAGGCAACGAAAAAC
Sesamum indicum (sesame) is the source of this 4203-nucleotide messenger RNA. Lineage: Eukaryota; Viridiplantae; Streptophyta; Magnoliopsida; Lamiales; Pedaliaceae. The record is from RefSeq and is a predicted model, not a curated record.